GAGAAGAAAAAAGCACAUUUGCGCUGUAGAGAGUGGAGAGUAGCGGUGAAGCUAUGAGAGUCUGUGAGGGUCAUCCCUACCUCAGACCAUGUGGAGUGUAUCUGUGAGGGUCAUCCCUACCUCAGACCAUGUGGAGUGUAUCUGUGAGCCCGUCCGUGUUCCAGGGGAUACAGGGGAUGAGUUUGUCCGUGCGACAAGCAGCAUGUGUGAGGAUACAGAGGGGGAUGUGUGUGUGUCCGGCGGGGACAGUGGCAGGGCUCGGUGUGGAGGGGGUAACCCCCGCCAGAGGGGGUCCUGCGGGGAGGGGUGGAGGUAGAGGGCUGAGGCGGUUUGAAGAGAUCCCCCACACGGGCAGCAGUGGCUGGCUCAACCUGGUGAAGUUCUGGAGAGAAGACAGAUUUAAACUAUUACACAAACACAUGGAGAGGACAUUCAACACCCUCGGCCCCAUUUACAGGGAGCGUCUGGGCACCCAGAGCACUGUGAAUAUCCUGCUGCCGUCUGACAUCAGUGAGCUGUUCCGCUCUGAGGGCCUUCACCCCCGACGCAUGACCCUGCAGCCCUGGGCCACACACAGAGAGACACGGCAGCACAGCAAGGGAGUCUUCCUCAAGAAUGGGGCAGAGUGGCGUGCCGACCGUCUCCUGCUCAACAGGGAGGCUAUGAUGGCUCCUGCCGUACGUCGCUUCCUACCCCUCCUAGACGAAGUAGCGAGGGAUUUCUGUCGUCAGCUAGCGACCCGUGUGGAGAAAGAGGGAGGAAAGGAGGAGAGGGGGUACAGUCUGACUAUCGACCCCAGCCCUGACCUCUUCCGCUUCGCCCUGGAAGCCAGUUGUCAUGUCCUGUAUGGAGAGCGUAUCGGUCUCUUUUCCACCUCUCCCUCCCAGGAGUCUCAGAAGUUUAUUUUUGCAGUUGAGAGAAUGUUGGCCACCACCCCUCCUCUCCUCUACCUGCCCCCCCGUCUGCUGUGGCGCCUGGGCGCCCCCCUCUGGACACAACACGCCACUGCAUGGGACAUCAUCUUCAGCCACGCCGAGAAAAGGAUCCAGAGAGGAGUCCAGCGUCUGCGCUCCACCCAGGCUGCGGGAGGUGGUAGUGGGGGUGCAGAGGGAGAGUUCACAGGGAUCCUGGGUCAGUUGAUGGAUAAAGGACAGUUGUCUCUGGAGCUCAUUAGAGCCAACAUCACUGAACUCAUGGCCGGGGGAGUGGACACAGUGAGUGCAUGUGUGACGGCGGUGCCCCUGCAGUUUGCCCUGUACGAGUUGGGUCGUAACCCGGCAGUGCAGGAACAGGUCAGAGGUCAGGUGAAGGCAGCGUGGGCAAGAGGCGGCGGUGACGCCCACAAGGCCCUGCAGGGGGCGCCACUACUGAAGGGACUCGUCAAGGAGACCCUCAGGUUAUAUCCAGUGGGAAUUACUGUCCAGAGAUAUCCAGUCAGAGACAUCAUCAUCCAGAACUACCACAUACCUGCUGGGACAUGUGUCCAGGCAUGUCUGUAUCCUCUGGGGAGAAGUCGGGACGUGUUUCAGGAUCCGGAGCGUUUUGACCCUGGUCGCUGGGGGACUCAGGAGUCUGGAGAGGGGGCUGGAGGGGGUGGAGGGUUCCGCUCCCUGGCGUUUGGAUUCGGGGCCAGGCAGUGUGUUGGCAGGAGGAUCGCUGAGAACGAAAUGCAGCUGUUACUGAUGCACAUCCUGUUGAGUUUCCGUCUCAGUGUGUCGUCUUCAGAGGAGCUCAGCACCAAAUAUACCCUAAUCCUCCAGCCUGAAACUCCACCACGCAUCACCUUCAGCACACUCUGACACACACCCACACCCCCCAACACAUACACACAUACACCAAUCGUUUAACCAACCAAACAAAUCAAUCAUUUUAUCAAUCCAUUAUACCAGGUAAUCUCAAUGAACUCACCAACAACCUUACCAUAUAGUCCACAUGAAAACGUCAAACAAUAAUAAAGUCCUAUUUCAGGUCAUUGAAAAGGCCA
This is a messenger RNA of Oncorhynchus tshawytscha (Chinook salmon), 1984 nucleotides long. RefSeq names its product cytochrome P450 11B, mitochondrial-like. Gene Ontology annotation, molecular function: monooxygenase activity; heme binding; iron ion binding. The coding region runs from base 129 to 1799 and encodes 556 amino acids. Gene Ontology annotation, cellular component: mitochondrial inner membrane. The transcript has 9 exons. NCBI's taxonomy places the organism in Eukaryota, Metazoa, Chordata, Actinopteri, Salmoniformes, Salmonidae. Gene Ontology annotation, biological process: glucocorticoid biosynthetic process; cholesterol metabolic process; cellular response to peptide hormone stimulus. The record is from RefSeq and is a predicted model, not a curated record.